Molecule: messenger RNA, 2051 nt
Organism: Tarenaya hassleriana
Lineage: Eukaryota; Viridiplantae; Streptophyta; Magnoliopsida; Brassicales; Cleomaceae
Product: probable glycosyltransferase At5g25310
Exons: 5
Coding region: 309-1922 (537 amino acids)
Molecular function (GO): glycosyltransferase activity
Source: RefSeq, a predicted model, not a curated record
CUCUGUCUCUCUCUCUCUCUCUUCCGAGUUUCCCUCCAAAUCUCUUUUCUCUCUCUAAUCUCAGAUGGUUUCGUCUAGAUCGAGAUUCGCCAUGAUCAAGAUUCUAUUGUUGUGAUUCUUGUUCGGAUCGUCGUCUCGGCUGCAAUUUCGAUCUCUCCUGAUCGAUGUUUCAGCGUCUCUCUCGUGAGUCCGGUGUCUUAGGGUUUGUGGAUUUGGAGGUUCCUGGGGAAUAGAAACGUGAAUUUUGGAUUUUCUUUCGCGAUGGAGCGUUCUUCAGGAAAGACCCAAUUCCAAUUUCAAUUUCGAGGAUGAAAUUUCAGAAGAUGAAAACCCCAUUUGAGUGGGUUAUAGAUGUUUCGAUGAAGAAACUGAUUAGUCGUUUUAGAAGGCAAAGGGUCAAAUGGAGAAACGCGUUCCUCUUCGGAUCCGUAAUGACCACCAUUGUUGUUCUGCGCCAAACACCGACUUCUCCCAUUUUGCCUGACGAAGAGAGGGUCACCUUAUCCAGAUACUUGAAUGGCUCUUUGCUCAUAACAGGUGAGGUAGCCAAUGAAACUAAGGCCGACCCUUUUCAUGGCGUAGCUCCAUUGAAUGCCUCUUCGUCUGGAUUUGGCCGAGAAAAAGCUCUAGAUGAAGAAGGUGGUGCUCUAUCUCAGAGGAGAAGGCAAAGAAGAAAGAGGAGGAAGAUAAAAGACGAUCUCAUUCUCCCCGAUCCUCCGCCUCUCCUUCCACGUAUACUCACUGCCACAGAGAGACAAAUUCUGUCAUUGCCACCAGAGAAGGCGCUUGCGUGUGCCAGAAGGCAGAUUCAGCAUGCCCCGGCCAUCGCAAACGACACUGAUCUGUAUGCGCCAGUUUUCCGGAAUCUAUCUGUUUUCAAAAGGAGCUAUGAGCUUAUGGAGUUGAUACUUAAGGUGUAUAUCUACCCGGACGGUGAGAGACCUGUUUUCCACGAACCGCAUUUGUCGGGAAUAUACGCGUCGGAAGGAUGGUUCAUGAAACUAAUGGAGGCGAACACGAGAUUCGCCACGAGGAACCCCGAGAAAGCUCACUUGUUUUACAUGCCCUACAGUGUGAAGCAGCUUCAGCAGGCAAUGUACAUUCCCGGUUCGCACAAUAUCAAGCCCAUGUCUAUCUUUAUCCGAGACUACGUCGAUAUGAUCACCUCAAAAUACCCCUUCUGGAACCGCACACACGGAUCAGAUCAUUUCAUCGUCGCCUGCCAUGAUUGGGGGCCUUACACGGUGACUGAGCACCCAGAGCUAACCCGAAACGCCAUAAAAGUGCUAUGCAACGCAGAUUUAUCCGACGGAAUUUUCGCCCUUGGGAAAGACGUAUCCCUUCCCGAGACGUCGAUAAGAAACCCGAGAAGGCCUCUCCGGUUCAUAGGCAAUGGCAACAGAGUCUCCCAGCGACCGAUCCUCGCCUUCUUUGCCGGAAACCUCCAUGGCCGGGUCCGUCCCCACCUCCUCCGGCACUGGAGAAACAGAGACGAAGACAUGAAGAUCUACGGCCCACUCCCGCGGAACGUUGCUCGGAAAAUGACGUACGUGCAGCACAUGAAAGCGAGCAAGUACUGCCUGUGUCCGAUGGGGUACGAGGUGAACAGUCCGAGGAUCGUGGAGGCGAUAUACUACGAGUGUGUGCCAGUGGUGAUAGCGGACAACUUUGUGCUGCCGUUCAGCGAGGUCCUCGACUGGUCGGAGUUUUCGGUGGUGGUGCCGGAAAAGGACAUUCCGAGGCUGAAGGAGAUUCUGCUGAAGAUUCCAUUGAGGAGGUACCUGAGAAUGCAUGCCAACGUGAAGAUGGUUCAGAGGCAUUUUCUAUGGAGCCCCAACCCUCGAAGAUUCGAUGUGUUCCAUAUGAUUCUUCACUCCAUUUGGUUCAACCGUCUUAACCACCUCCGAGUUCCUGAUUCCUAAUAUACACUUCACGCUCUUGUUUUUCGCUGUACAUAUAUAUAUGUAUAUGUAUGUAUAUAUUUGCAUAUCUGUAUUCCCAGGUACACAUACAUGUGAAUCGAUAUAUAUUAUUAAAAUAUUUUCCCACCA